AUGGACGCUGAGAUCUCACCAUCCUUCCAAGCGAAUCCUCUAGGCUUUCUCUGGAAAUUCUGCAAGAGCGGAUUUAUUAUGACCAAAUCCCUGUUCCAAGCAAGAGCAUAUCGCCGCAAAAGGCAAUUGAUCCUCUAUUUGGCUAGCUUCAGCAUACUUUCGGGAAUAUUUCUCUACUCUCAAAGUUCAGCUUUCUCUACGGUCCAUCGAGCAUACAUCAAUCAAUCGUCUUACCGAUUCGGAUCCUUAGGUAUCCCUUUUACUCAAGGUCCAUACGCUAUCGCUAUAUUUCUCGGCACCGAAUUUGACGCAGAGCAAUCCGAUGACGACGAGACAGACCGCUAUUUUAUCGGCGCCCGCACACUAGUCUAUCAGCUACUUCAUGCACCCAGUACAAGGCUUACAAGUCCGGUAUCUGUCGUAGUCUUAGCUACUGAAGGGGUACGCGAAAGCAAACGUCAGCGACUACGAUUAGACGGCGCAACUGUCAUCGACAUUGAAAGAUUACAACACUCCGUCAAUAUUGACGUCCCUUUUUAUCAUGAAGUAUUUGAUAAGCUUCGAGCAUUCGAUCCAUCCGUGAUGCCGUUUGAGAAAGUCGCCGUAUUGGACGCGGAUAUGGUGAUUACGCGACCACUCGAUUUACUAUUCCAAGACAUGAACACUACUCAGUUCCCGCUUAACACAAAUUCGACAAAUUUACCCGCAGAUUUACCAGAGCUCCCAGAUAGCUAUGCACUAGCAGCGACGCCAGACAUCCCAGGUCGAGAGCCUGUCUUUCCUCCAGACGUUGAUAACACCCCGGGUCGUGAUUAUUUCAAUGCCGGUAUAAUGGUAUCCUCUCCUAACGACAAACUCUUCCAAUACUAUAUUGCGCUGCUUAAUCGGCCUGAACUGUUCGGUCAUUGGUUACCAGAGCAGGAUCUUCUCAAUGUUGCUCAUAGCUGGAAGGGACCCAUGCCUUGGAGACAGCUUAAUCUUUCGUGGCAUUUGAUGUCUCCUAAUGAGGCUGACUUUAAUGCUGGAAUGGCUAUUCUUCAUUGUAAAUAUUGGCAGUUUGGUGGUGACCCAUGUCAUAAGACGGCCAUUGCGCGCCGCUGGCAAAUGCAGGGAUAUUGGGAGGGGAGGGAAGGAAAAUGA
This is a messenger RNA of Penicillium subrubescens, 1140 nucleotides long. RefSeq lists its product as uncharacterized. Gene Ontology annotation, biological process: protein N-linked glycosylation. The record is from RefSeq and is a predicted model, not a curated record. The transcript has a single exon. Gene Ontology annotation, molecular function: glycosyltransferase activity. The coding region runs from base 1 to 1140 and encodes 379 amino acids. Lineage: Eukaryota; Fungi; Ascomycota; Eurotiomycetes; Eurotiales; Aspergillaceae.